CAGCCCUUUACAUUCACGCACCGCGAUGCUUCUUCUCCCUGGCGUGAGCAAACAUCCCAGGUUGUACCUUUAUAUAUCACCUCCCUGCCUCGCCGCCUCCUGCAAGCGCCGCACCGCCUGAGUCACGUCCACGCGGCCAAUUGAGUGGCUCGUUGGAGCCCCUAAGCCGGCCGCCCAAUGGCAGCGUGCGAUGGUGGAGCAGCGGGGCUGGCAGGAAGGAGACUGCUGCUGUAUUGGAGAGCCGGGAAUCACUCAGGCCGGACCCGGGGCUACUGACUAGAGGAAGGGGGUGGUGGGGGGGAUCGUGAAGUGAAACACAUGCGAAUUAUUCCAGUGCACCGAGGACUGGGAACGUAUGGUGGCUGUCCGGCUGGCCGCGCAGGAAUGAGUUCAUAGCGAAGGGGCAGCGAUCAGUGUGGCGCCGGUCUCCCUGACGGCGUCCUGCUAGUUUCAAGGACUUGGGUUAUUUAUUUUAAGGGACUAUCCGGUUAGAAGACAGCCGGACGCUCUGCGGAGAUUUCCCAGGUGAUUGGCAGAGAUCCACAGAUGUGUGACGGCUCAGAGACCACGUACCUUCACUCUGCGGAUAUCUGAAUUCCGGGAGAGCAGGGCAGCGGGAGGCGGGCUCUGAAGAUGAUGCUGGGGUCUGAGCGAGGGGUGGUGGAGGAGUGGCUUUCGGAGUUCAAGACGCUGCCCGAAACGCAGAUCCCCAGCUACGCCGGCAGCCUGCACUUGAAGAAGGCUCUGGUUCCAGCUCUUUACCGAGUCAUCCAGGACCCCAACAACGAGGUGCGAGGUUCCCCCUGCCUCCCUGUCCGGCAGCCUGGCUGUUGGACCACUGUGCCCGUGAAGGUCAGACACACACAGGCCUGCUCCUGGAGCCCCGUCUGCCACCAGCUCUUCGAGCUCUACCGCAGCUCAGACGAGCGCCUCCGCCGAUUCACUCUGCAGUUCCUGCCCGAGCUGGUAUGGGUGUACCUGCGUGCCACUGCCACCAGGGACCGCCACAGCAAUGGCUGCAUCGAGGCCCUGCUCCUAGGCAUAUACAACCUGGAGAUUGUGGAUAAGGAGGGAAAUAGCAAACUGCUGUCCUUCACGAUUCCAUCCCUCUCCAAGCCGCGAUAUACCACGAGGCCGUCCAGUUUGGGCUCCAUAGCACUGACAGAGGGAGCGCUCAGCCACCACGACCUCAUCAGGGUGGUGUACAGCGGCCUGCACCCCCAGCGUGAGACCUUCACUGCCCAGAACAGGUUUGAGGUGCUGGCAUUUCUCAUGCUGUGCUACAACUCUGCUGUGGUCUACAUGCCAUCCUCCUCGUACCAGUCCGUUUGCAGGAUGAGCUCACGGUUGUGCGUGUGUGGGUUUCCAAGGCAACGGCAGAAGCUGUGGAGGGAACCGUGUGGCCGAGUAGUUCUGGACCCCGAGUUCAUGGUGCAGAUGCUUACCGCCGUCUAUCACGCUAUAUAUAAUGGAGAGUGGGAUCUGGGAAAGGAGGCCCUGGAUGACAUCCUGUACCGCGCUCAGCUGGAGCUCUACUCCCAGCCGCUGCUGGUGGCCAACGCGAUGAAGAGCUCGCUACCUGCCACCCCCGCGCCAGAUGGCUCACGCGGCCGCAAGAUCCUACAGGUGGAGGUGACACCCACCAUCAGCCGGAUCUCCCGCUCGGCUGUGACAGCGGCAUCUAUCCGGCGCCACCGCUGGAAGAGAGAGGAUGCGGAUGGAAUAAGCGGCGGUGAGGAGUCCUUCACCCUGAACGACCCAGACGAGGGAUUCUCCUCCGGCGCGUCCAAUAGCAGCCAGCCCAGUGGGACCAAGCUGAGCGGCGAGGGCGGGGCCACCCGCAGCAGCAGCCUGAAGAAGGGCGUCACGGGAUGGCUGUCCCGAGAGCGGGACAAGGAGCCGGGUCAGACGCGGCACAGGGACUCCUCCGCCGACUCGCAGGUGGUGCUGAGGAGACAUCAGCGGCGAACGUCACCUCCACCCGCCAUCACGCUGGGCGCCAUCGAGCUGAGCCCAGUGCGGAAGCACCUGAGCUACCCCGCCUCGCAGGCAUUGGUGCGGACCGCCAGCGCUUCCUCCAGCCGCUCCUUCGACUGCACGGACGUGAGCUUGAAUGGGGGCCGGCGUGGCGUGGUGGGGGCGGGGCUGGAGGCGGGGUUGCUGGGCGGCACCCAGGCGGGACUCUCUGCCGGCGGUGGCCAUCAUUUUUCCACCAGCAGUCUGCAGGAGGAGCACCUGGCCAGGCCUGGGGAUGUCCAGAACCUUCUGUCCCCGGGGGCUCCGCUCACCAAGCAGUCUCGCUCGCCCAGCUUCAACAUGCAGAUCAUUUCGCAGGUUUAGCAGGGUGGGGGCGGAGCUGGGGCCAGGAGGAGGGGCCAGGGGGAGGGGCUAUGCUCCGGUCCUCCCUUUCCUCCUACUCCUCCUGCUCCUACUCUCCCUUUUGCUCCUCCUGUUCCUCUGCUCUUCCUUGCCCUGUGGUGCCCAAGAUCAGACCCACUCCACCUGCAGAAACUGAGCAGACAGCAAGAUGGGGAGUGGAACUGACGGCUCCCUCUUGUGGGGGAGGACAUGUGUCCGGCGACGAAGCCCAGGGAUGCCCUGUGAUCUACAGAUGUCUUUCCUCUGUAUAUCUUGGGGCUGUGGAGGAUGGGGCACAAGCCCUGUGCAGGAAGUGAGUCACCUGGCGCAGAGCGCCCCCUAUGGCCAGGAAACCAUCACUACCCAACAUCCUCUCUUUCUGACCAAAUGGAGCAUUUUGUGUAAUUACUGUUUUUUUUUUUGUUUUAUUUUAAUUUAUUUUAUGGGGUUUUCUUGGGAGGGGGAGUAUAGGGGCAGGGUAUGAUGAAAACCACAGACAGGUGGUUUGACAGAACAGAAUCUGACAGCUUCAUUCAGUGAGUUAAGGGAGCUGAGGAUGCUGUUAAUCACGGGAAAACAUAAAUAUUACUGGAAUUGAUGUUUUUGAUUUGAUUUUUCUCAAGACUUGUGAUCUAUAUUUUGUAUUCAGUCAGCAAUAAGCUUACUGUCGUACAUUUGGGAAAGAGAAGAUCACUGUAGUUUUCAUGCCUUCCCUGUUUCUCCUAGGGUGAUGUGCAAUCUACAAUCUGAAUUUUAUUUUUAAUUCAGUGUAAUUUAUAUGGUACCCUUUUAUUGUCCUGUUCAAGACUUGCAUCCCAAAGACAAUGCUAUGAAUGUUCCUAGUCUUGAAUCUGUUGCUGUAACAGAAAACUCGGACCAAGGGAGAUACACUGGUUUUUUGUUUCUCAGCGCAAACUUGAUUUAUUUUUCGUAAUUUAUAUGAUCCAUGCAUAGUCCUCUAAUGUAUAUGAGAUUUUAUUUUACUAAACAGAAAUCUGCUGACUGUAAUUCAAAGAGAACGACGCAAAUCGAGGAUGGAGGCUGGAGUUUUGCCUGCCGGAAGAUUCCGGGGUUGCACGAUGUUUUUGACCCGAAGCGGAUCUGCAAGGAGGAGGAGAGGGAUCUUGCGGGAUCCUCAUGUUUUUGCCAGUGGUGCACUUGUGGGAAAAUAUGGUAGGGAAAAUUAUGUAACAAAGCCACAGGUCCCGGAUUUCACCGAGAUGCUGCUGACUGAGGGAGAGACGGGCACAGCUGAGGAGUCUUCUAUGAAUUGCACCUAAGAGACUGUUAGUAGCCAAAUGUGUGUAUGUGAGAGCGAGCGAGAGAGAGGAUGUUGGUGUUUGUUCGAAACGUUGCGGUGUUUAGAGGCAGUGGAGAUUAUACUCGACAGUCGGAGGAACUUUUUCUGCCUCGCUAGUUUUGGUGUGCUCACCAAAUACCUGACACCCACAAUACGCUCACCCCCCACCCCCUACGACAUGCUGUAUAUCCCGAGUGUUUGUCCACCUUUUGUCUCGUGGUUUUAUUCUUGAGACGCUGCCGUUUUAAUAGCGUGUCGCAAUAGAAAACACUGCAAGGUGGCCAACAGUUAUUCCCAAUGAUUAGCUAUAAGUGUGAGCUGAAUUGCUGUUUUUUUUUUUUAAAUGUAUUUUUUCUUGCCCUUGCUGGACACCGAGCAGCAGGCCAGCAGAACCACGACCUCCGAAGCGCGUUCAGGCUGUCACUGUGCUCGCUUGUUGUCGUCUGCUGCUGUUGUAGUCCUUGCUAAAUGCCAAGGAAGUGCAGUCUUGACACACAUUUCGCUCUCACCUGCUAACGUGGCAUUUCGAGAGGAAAAUGCUUUUGCUAAAUCUGUAAGAAGUCUGGCCAAGUGCAGGCAGAUAGUAUAUGUAGGAUGUGGAGUUCAGGCUGAUCUCGUUAUCUGCGAUCUGGCCUUUCCGUGCUGUCAAGGCAGCGUUUAUACUUCAGCAGUGAGAUGAUCUUUUGGUUCCGCUUUUGCCUGUUUGGUCCAUUUUGAUCUUUCCCACAGACCUGAGCAGACACCUAGAAAAGGGCCACUUUCUUACGUCCAUCUUGGUUCGCUUUGAAGCUGAACGUGCUUCAGAGUAUCACGCUUGUCAGGGUGGGUCCUCCAGUGUCGUCGUUCACUCUCUCCCCCAUCAGGUGGCAUAACUGAUAAAUGAAAACAGCCUAAAUUCCCAUUGGUGUGGUUGCCCCCUGUAGGACAAGUAGAGCUCUACAGCCUGUGAAUACUGUCCUGGUAGGUUGCCCUUUGCUGACUGACGUGCUGAUAUGGUAUCCUCUUGAGAGAAACUUGAAUCUUUACCUUCUUAAGAUAUACUGCAAUGUGUUUGAUAUGUUUUUGUCUGGCUGUGUACGUACACUAACGUCUAAGUGGUGCUUUAUGACAUAUUACCGUCCUGUAUUUCUGUGUUAUGCCUGUCUGUCUGCAAGAAAGCUUAGCACUAACAUUUCCCAUAGUCCCAUUUUCCUGAUCACGGGUGUUAAGAUUCCACACUCGCAGUCUUGUUAGGUCUGUGUUUCAUUUAUUGCUGAUUUAGUUAUGUGUGGGAGAAAGGAGUGGAUGUGACUACAGUCGGAAGAUGUGUCCUCAAACUUCAAUAUUGCUGGACGUUCUCAUUGACAUAUUGUUGAAUAACACAAAACCUCACAGUAAUCGCGGUUCCUCCUAUAAUUCCUGUUUGUGGACUUUUUGGUGUCCAUGUUUAAUAAUGGUUGUAUCCCUAAAUGGACUUUGACAGGGGCGUAGAGGAAAACAUGAUUUAUUUAUUUUUUCUGGUGAGAUAUGGAACAAAGGGAGUCUCUCUCACACACUGCUGAGGCUUAAAUGUGGCUGCUGUCAGACGCUCCCUUCUCCUGCAUGUGGUUACAUAGACCGACAAGUGUUUCCCAAUCAAGUCCGUGGAGACCCAGAGCCGGUCCACAUUUUUACUCCCUCCCAGCUUCCUGCCAGACAUGUUUUUUGCUACAGGGAGCUGGGAGGGAGCAAAAAAUGUGGACAGUUUGCGGGUCUCAGAGGACCGGAUUGGGAAACACUGCUGAGUAGCCACAUCAUCCUGUCCAAAACAUCACGCCUGUCUGGCCUCCUUGUUGGGAUCAUCAUUUUAACAGACCCAUUGCGGAGGCUUCCCCUUCCAGUGACCCUGUUUGUUGGGAGUGUGAGACCAAAGCCCUCCCAGAAUGCACUUUCUCUGAUAUGGCAGUUAAAUGAUUAAUUCAGGGUUCCGUUUCCAUGUCCUUAAAACUCAAGGUCUAAUCAAUGACCAUCGCUGACAGACCAGAAACGUGGGCCGGGGUUAGAAUUCACACACACACACACAAAUAUAUAUAUAUAUUUUACAAUCAAAAAGGCUGCUUUUCUGUUUAUUUUGCUGCACAACCUCAGGGGGGAGUUAGGAAACGUAUCUGGGCUUUGUCACAGUAAAAAAAAAUCCCAGUCGAGUUUUAUUCAGAAAAUAAAACCUAUUAAUUCUAUGCAACAUUUUAAAUUAUUUACUGACUUUUCCUUUGGUGACUUUUUGAGAAUUUUGGGUCUUUGAGCUGACAUUGGCAGGCAUGCAGCUACUGUACGGGAGACGCUUCGUGUUCCGUGGACGGCUGGAGCCUCAAGAAGCCGAAAGCGGGGGGGGGUAGCGGGGGCACCUUCACAGCACUGCACUGCUGUAGCGGAAAGAGGGACAGUGUCACUUCCAUCCACCUUCCCACGGCCCAGCGCCGUUGCCCUCUUCGUCAUUGUGCGCCAACUCCCUCUUGCGAGAGGCGCGUAGCUUUCCUCGUGCUGGUGGUGAUGUCCGUCGUGAAAGACUCAAAACUACGGUGACUCCGGAGGGUCAAUCGGAGCUCAUGCAUGUAAAAGCCAUUUCCUUUGUAGCUGUUACUCCAUAAUGGUUUGAAGCCAUUGGCAUAUAAAAUGAAUAGAGUUAAUGCAUACAAUCUUAAAGAUUCUAGUGAACUUAAAAAUGUGAAACAUUGUAUCAUUGAUGUUGUAAAUGGAAUAAAAUUUAAAUCCUUGUAAAUAUGAAAAAAUGUACAAAGUGAGACAAUGAAACUUUGUCUGCAAGAGAGAUAUGUAUCGGUAAAAUGUUGAAUAAAUAUUUGUGUUUAUGGA
Messenger RNA from Brienomyrus brachyistius, 6487 nucleotides. Its product is annotated as protein FAM126B-like. Gene Ontology annotation, cellular component: plasma membrane. Gene Ontology annotation, biological process: protein localization to plasma membrane; phosphatidylinositol phosphate biosynthetic process. Lineage: Eukaryota; Metazoa; Chordata; Actinopteri; Osteoglossiformes; Mormyridae. The record is from RefSeq and is a predicted model, not a curated record.